Messenger RNA from Serpula lacrymans var. lacrymans S7.9, 975 nucleotides. RefSeq lists its product as uncharacterized. The transcript is spliced from 7 exons. NCBI's taxonomy places the organism in Eukaryota, Fungi, Basidiomycota, Agaricomycetes, Boletales, Serpulaceae. Bases 1 to 975 code for a protein of 324 amino acids. The record is from RefSeq and is a predicted model, not a curated record.
AUGCCCAUCGAGUGGAUAACAAUUGCGACUAUUGAUGUAUCGAAAAUCGUAGCAACCGUCCUGCAUGCGCUCACAUUUUUACUAACAGGGUUCAGGUUGUGGUUCAGACUCAAUAUCCAGCGUUUUUGGUGGGAGGAUGCAUGGGCUACACUAGCGCUCUUAUUCGACAUCAUUUGUUUGGUAGGUCUAUGGAUACCAGCCAACGUCAGCUCCCAAUUCAAUGCAUUGCCCGAAACCUCUUCAGGUUCAAAUGCUCUUGUUGCGUCGGUUUGGUUCUCACUCCUCCUUUGUCCGGCAGUCGUAUGGUCAUCUCGCAUGAGUAUCAUAUAUUCUGUCAUACGCAUCAUUUCCCCGACUUCAAGUAUCCGCCGUUUUGCGUUUGGCAUUGUUGUGCUUUUUGCAAUAAUAUGGUCCCUCCUUGCCGUACCCUAUUGGCUACCUUCAGAUAUCUGGUCCGUGUCUAUUCCAGUAGUGAAACUCAUUUUCCUUACUUGUGCAGCAGCAAACCUCCCGAGGAACGAGCGGCUCGUCAUCCUUUCGAUCUUUUCCUCUAGUAUCCUAACAAGCGUCGCCAGCGCAGUACAUGCCAUAUAUAUUUUCCCAAAUCCUGCUUUUAAGGGAGAAACACUUACCAACUUAGAAUUUCGACUCGAUUUCGGCUUGGUCAUUCUUUCCAAUCUCAAGGCUGCGCUUUCUUUAGUAAUCUGUAACCUAUUGGUUAUCGUCACUUUUCUAUAUCGCAUCAUUCGAAAGGGAUUACUUGAAACAGACUAUCGUUCUUCUCGCCAGUCUGCGGCUUACACAGCCUCCAUAUCUAUACCUCCUCCGGAAUUCCUUACCACGAUAGAUCUGGAAAGUCUUGCCAGUAGUCCUGAGGGUUCGAACACGGACGCUCGUUCUCCUGAUCAGAUGAGCAUGGACAGUAAGCUCCCAGACGGUAUGUCGAUCUUGGCAACAGUAGACCAAUAUCAUUAG